Molecule: messenger RNA, 2550 nt
Organism: Cyclospora cayetanensis
Lineage: Eukaryota; Apicomplexa; Conoidasida; Eucoccidiorida; Eimeriidae
Exons: 1
Molecular function (GO): pentosyltransferase activity
Source: RefSeq, a predicted model, not a curated record
UCAGCGGGGGCCCCCCCGGCAAGGGCCCCUGCUGUGGUCCCCGAGCAAGAGAGGGCCUUACAGCGGGAAGUAACGGCGGAUAUAGCGGUGGCAGCAGCUGGAGAGGGGCCUUUGCUGCAGCCAAAAGAUCUGGACCUGCUCCGUGCACUGCUGCCCGUCUCCGAAGCCCUCCAGCAGCUCCUGCUGCACAGGCAGCCUCUUUUCGAGCCAGAGCCAGCUGGAUCGGCAGCCGAGGAGUCGCAGCCGCUGCUUCCUGCAAAGAGUCACUCAUGGGUACUUUGGAGCCUUCCGGGGGCCUUCGCCGCAGGUUUGAGGCAUAUUGGCGCAAUGCUACGCUUGACAGGAAGCGGCGCUUCUGCGCAGGCAGCUUCGGGAGAGUCUGGAGCGCAUGCGCUGGAGUGGCUGCCUCGUACCGGCCGACUGCUCGGCUGUACGGACACCCCCAGCUUCAGCCUCAGUGCACCCCACUGCCUCCCGCUCCACCUGCUGCCUCCGCAGCUGCGGGCCUUGCAGCGCCAGCCAGUGCUGCUUGCCGCCGUCGCAGGAGAUUUUUCGCUGCUGCUGCCGCUCUACACUGCUUGGUGGGAAGCCUGGCAACAGCAGCAACAGCAGCAACAGCAGAGCUGUCCGUGCAGCACGUCGGAGGGCAGUAGAGCCGCGGCUUCCAUAACGAGCUCCGACUGCACGGCACCUUUCGCUAGCGGCAGCCCGUGUGGUGGCAACGGCCUUAGCAACGCAAGGCAAAUGCAUCCAGUCGCGGACUAUCACGGUUUGCUACUGAAUCUUAGCUGCAUAUCAACGGACGGUAGGGAUGCCUUGUUUGCUCUGUCAUUGAAAACGUCGACUUCUUCGGGACGCAUAUCUCUAUCAGUGCAGCAGCUCGCACAGCUAGCCAUCCUUGCGCAGUGCCAUAUGCUCACGACUCCCGUCCACGAGCUCCAGCAGCAGCAAAGCGAGCAGGAGCAACACACAAGGAAGGCCCAGAGGAAGGCAGUGGCGCUGACACUCAAGACUCUGGUGAGGCUUGUGGUUGCCACCGUGGAGGAGGGGGAGCACUUGCUGCUAAGGCGUCUCCUCUCCAGCAGCAAGUGCUCUUCCUCCUGCGGCGAAUGCGGUUCAAGCGAGGGAUGCCGGAGCACGGGGGUGUGCUGUUGCGCGCUGCCUCUUCCUUCCGUGUAUCAGCCGCAGCGGCAGCAGCAGCAGCCACAUCAGCAACAAGUCCCUCCUGUGGUAGCAGUGCCUUAUCUGGUGGCUCAGCUGCGCUGUACUGGCAGCGAGGAGGUAUUGCGGGCUGCCGCUGCGGAGCUCAAUCAGAUCCUCUCCGCUUGCCCGCCGGGCCUGAUUGGUGCUGUCCACAUCUCAGGUGCAUGCGAAGCAGAGCGCCGCUUGUCGGAACGGAGGCUGAUGAUUGCUGCAGCAGCACAGGCUCUGGGUGUUGCUUCUGUUCGUGCUGCAGCACCAGCAGCAGCAGCGACGCCUGAACGGCCGCUGCUGAGGGUUCUCUCUGUGCACUCAGAGGCGGGGCCCCUAGAGCUGCUGCAUGCGCUGCUGUUAGGGGGAGAUGUUGUUGAGGGGGGGGCUGCCGCCAGCGGCAAGAGCGCAGCGGCUGGAGUGGCUUGGACCUUCGGUAUGCCAUCUGCCGAGGAAGUUGCUGCUGCUGCCGAGAAGCAGCAAAGGCGGGGGCCAGAAGACGACAGUCGGGAUGCUCUGCAGCUGUUAGAAGCAUGGCCCUAUGAGCGCCUCAGGAUGCACAGGCAACUGAAUUUGCUGUCUCCGCGGUAUGCGGAAGACACGCGGUGUCUUGACGGCUUGCCGAGUGAGAGCAGCCACAGCGGCGCAGGAGAAACAGUAGAAGCAGCAGCCGCCUCUGCCGCGGGCCUGGCCCCCGAGGACGCAGGAAAGAGUGUCAGAGAAGAGGAGCGGCAACAAGAGCCGCAGUUCACAGAAUGCGGAUUUUCAUCUUCCGUGCGCGAGAGUCGUUGCUACAUUCGGCACUUGCUUGUGCAGCACGAAAUGAACGGUUCUGCCCUGCUGCAGCAGCACAAUGUGGAGUGCUGCCUUGCGCUUGCCGCUGCAGUCCGUGAAAACAUCCGGAAAGGCACGGUUGCUGCAUUUGUUAGCUGUUUCUUGGAGAAGCAGACACUCACCCCGCAGCAGUAUGACGAAGAAUUUGCUGUUGUUGCAGCAGCACCCGAGGUGUCUGGCGAGGCUCCUCAGGACGUCGAGCACGGAGACCUGGUCCCGCAGGCUGAAAAUAGGCAGCCAGCGACUUUUAUGGAGUCUGCAAUAACCGCCGGUAAAACGCAAGACGGAACAAGCCAGGAAGAGGGAUCCGCAGCACCUGCUGCAGAGAAGGAAGGUGAAGUUGACACCUCUCGAGGUGAUUUCAGCCUCAAGAGCUGCAGCAGUUUGCAGGAGGCAUCUGGCUCGGCAGUAGCACGCCCUCGUGGUGGUCGCCUCCGCAGGAGCAACAGCAGCAGCGGGGCCGUAGCAGCCGACAGCAGCAGCAACUUGCAGCCAGUUCAGAAGAGGCGUCGCAUACAGAGCUAA